Molecule: messenger RNA, 1491 nt
Organism: Ophidiomyces ophidiicola
Lineage: Eukaryota; Fungi; Ascomycota; Eurotiomycetes; Onygenales; Onygenaceae
Gene: ALD5
Product: aldehyde dehydrogenase (NAD(P)(+)) ald5
Exons: 5
Coding region: 1-1491 (496 amino acids)
Molecular function (GO): aldehyde dehydrogenase (NAD+) activity
Source: RefSeq, a predicted model, not a curated record
AUGGCUCUCUCGCAGAAAAUUGACACGCCCACCUGCUCCUACGAGCAGCCCUUGGGCCUCUUCAUCAACAACGAGUUCGUCAAGAGCGUCGACGGCAAGACCUUCGAGUCCAUCAACCCCCACAACGAGCGGCCCAUCAUCGCCGUCCACGAAGCCUCCGAGAAGGAUGUCGACAUCGCCGUCGCCGCCGCUCGCGCCGCCUUCGAGGGUGCUUGGAAGAAGGUCACCCCCACCGACCGCGGCCGCAUGCUUAUGAAGCUGGCCGACCUGCUCGAAGAGGACUGUGACACCAUUGCCGCCAUUGAGGCCCUCGACAACGGCAAGGCCGUCUCCAUGGCCAAGAUCGACGUCGCCGGUUCCGCUGGCUGCAUCCGCUACUACGGCGGCUGGGCCGACAAGAUCCACGGCCAGGUCGUUGACACCGACCACGAGACCUUCAACUACACGCGCCACGAGCCCGUCGGCGUCUGCGGCCAGAUCAUCCCCUGGAACUUCCCACUCCUCAUGUGGGCCUGGAAGAUCGCCCCCGCCCUCGCCGCCGGUAACACCAUCGUCCUCAAGUCCGCCGAGCAGACCCCCCUGACCGCCCUGUACGUCUGCAACCUGAUCAAGAAGGCCGGUUUCCCCCCCGGUGUCGUCAACAUCAUCUCUGGCUUUGGCCGCGUCGCCGGCGCCGCCCUCGCCGCCCACAUGGAUGUCGACAAGGUCGCCUUCACCGGCUCCACCGCCGUCGGCCGCCAGAUCCUCCAGUCCGCCGCGAAGAGCAACCUGAAGAAGGUCACUCUCGAGCUCGGCGGCAAGUCGCCCAACAUCGUCUUCAACGACGCCGACAUCGACAAUGCCAUCUCAUGGGUCAACUUUGGCAUCUACUUCAACCACGGCCAGUGCUGCUGCGCCGGCAGCCGCAUUCUCGUCCAGGAGGGCAUCUACGACGAGUUCCUGCAGCGAUUCAAGGCCCGCGCCUCCAACAACAAGGUCGGCGACCCCUUCCACCCCGAGACCUUCCAGGGCCCCCAGAUCUCGCAGCUCCAGUUCGACCGCAUCAUGGGCUACAUUGACCAGGGCAAGAAGGCCGGGGCCACCGUGGAGAUCGGUGGCGAGCGCCACGGCUCCGAAGGCUACUACAUCCAGCCCACGAUCUUCAGCAACGUGCACGAGGACAUGAGCAUCGUCAAGGAGGAGAUCUUUGGCCCCGUGUGCUCGAUCCAGAAGUUCAAGACCGAGGAGGAGGCGAUCAAGCUGGCCAACAGCACGAACUACGGUCUGGCGGCCGCCAUUCACACGAAGGACUUGAACACGUCCAUCCGGGUGUCCAAUGAAUUACGCGCAGGCACGGUCUGGGUCAACUGCUACAACCUAAUUUCGUACCAGACGCCGUUUGGCGGAUUCAAGGAGUCGGGCUUGGGCCGCGAGUUGGGCCAAUACGCGCUUGACAACUACACGCAGAUCAAGAGCGUACGGGUGCGGCUGGGCGACGCGAUGUUCGGUUAG